AUGACGCAAUCUAAGUUGACGAAGAACAAGGACCAGGAACUCCGGGUUGACCUACAUAGUUUUAAUGGAGACGAAGCAUACGCUCAGCACUCCACGUUUUAUAUCGCGGACGAGGACACUAAAUACAAACUCACUGUGUCUGGGUUCUCAGGAACUGCAGGUGACAGUUUAAAGUAUCACAACGGUAGUAAAUUCACCACCAGGACAAUGACAGGGAUAGUAGUCGUAACAGUGCAACAGAAUAUCACGGAGCCUGGAAGUACAAGUCCUGUCACCACUCUAACCCAGACGGACUAUACGGAUAGACUGGUGAUUCUGGUAGUCAUUACACGAGAUGGUAUCACUGGAAAAGAAGUAAUUCAUCAAAACAGACUGUGAUGAUGAUCAGACACAAGAACUAAAAUUAAACUAAUGUAUUAUGAAACAUUAUUAAAUAAUCAGUUUUAUAAUGAUUAUAAAUAAAACAGUAUAAGCAAUAUUUUAGUAUAAUUUACUUAUCUCACUAAAUGAUGUACA
Saccostrea cuccullata (small rock oyster) is the source of this 516-nucleotide messenger RNA. RefSeq names its product tenascin-like. NCBI's taxonomy places the organism in Eukaryota, Metazoa, Mollusca, Bivalvia, Ostreida, Ostreidae. The record is from RefSeq and is a predicted model, not a curated record. The transcript is spliced from 2 exons. The coding region runs from base 1 to 378 and encodes 125 amino acids.